GUGGCCGUGGUUCGCCUGUUGCUGGAUGCUCGUGCUGAUACGAACAAGGCCAAUAAGAACGGCGAAACGCCUUUGCUCGUGGCCUCUCUACAGAACUGUAUCCAGGUUGUGCGACUUCUGCUGGACGCAUCUGCGGACCACGAGCAGUCUGACUGUAACGGUGAUUGGUCCCUGCUCCUCGGGUCAGAAAGAGGCCACUCCGAUGUAGUCCAGAUGUUGCUGGAGGCGCGCGCCGACAAGGACCGAGCUGAUCAAGGUGGUGAGACGCCCCUGACAGUGGCCUCUGCGCACUGCCGGGCCAAUGUGGUUCGUCUCUUACUCGAGGCACGUGCGGACCAGGGGAAGUCAAAUCGCGAGGGAAAGACUGCUUGGCACCUCGCUUCCAUCCGGAACCACCGCGAAGUCUUGGCUUUGCUGAGUGAGGAGCCCUCUCCGAAGAGGCGCCGGGUCGAAGUGGCUCCAAAGCAGUGA
This is a messenger RNA of Symbiodinium necroappetens, 471 nucleotides long. The record is from the annotation of a GenBank genome assembly. Lineage: Eukaryota; Dinophyceae; Suessiales; Symbiodiniaceae.